Molecule: messenger RNA, 3297 nt
Organism: Centruroides sculpturatus (bark scorpion)
Lineage: Eukaryota; Metazoa; Arthropoda; Arachnida; Scorpiones; Buthidae
Product: histone-lysine N-methyltransferase EHMT1-like
Exons: 19
Cellular component (GO): nucleus
Molecular function (GO): protein-lysine N-methyltransferase activity; p53 binding; zinc ion binding
Source: RefSeq, a predicted model, not a curated record
GUCAUUGGAUGUAGUAACAUUGUCAGUAAUCAUGUAUUAGUUCGUCCAUCAACAAUAAUUCCAUAUAUGAUGUUAUGUGAAGUUCAUAUGUGGAGAUUGCAUCAUCAUCAAUGUUGUCCAUGUUGUGGAAUUUUUUGCACACAAGGAACAUUUUCACAAUGCAUAUUGCAAAGGAAAACUCGGUGCCAGAUACAUUUAUUUCAUUGUCAUUGCAUCUCAUCUGUCAAUGGUUUGAGUGAAAAAUGUCCACAUUGUGGAGCAAAGUCUAAUUUUCGGAAGAUUAAAUUAGAGUUAAAUAUUCAUCGUUCACCAAGCAAAUUAAAAGAAAAAUCUUUAGUCAAAUCAGGUAUGAAAUACUUAUCUUCAAAUGAAGAGGAGAAAAAUGAAAAUAUUUGUAAACUGGAUAAUUCUGAUGAAUCAUCUGAAAAUAUUUCUCCAUCAGAAAGUCUCUCUCUCAACAAACUUCAACAACAAUCAUUAUUAUCAUUGAUGUCUGGAGAGAAAAUGAAUAUGCGGUUCACAAUAAAAUCUUUCUAUGGCCCAAUUAAAACAGGCGAUAUUGAUAAAUUCUUACAAAUGUUAGCAAUAGGUUUCAAUCCUAAUCAUAGAUUUGAAGAUCACGAAAAUGAAACACCUCUUCAUAUUGCUGCAUCACUUGGCCAUCUUGCUUUUGUACAAAUUUUAGUCCAGGCUGGAGCAUCGGUAGAUCAUAUGAAUAAUGAGCUUUUUACUCCAUUAAUGUUGGCCGUAGAAAAUAAUCAUUUGUCUAUAGUUUUAUAUCUCUUAGCAGCUGGUGCUCAGUUAGAUGCACGAAGUGAAGAUGGGAUGACUUGCUUACAUUUAGCAGCACAGAAUGGACAUAGUGAAAUAUGUAGUGUUUUAUUAAACACAAGAAGAAUUGAUAUUAAUGUUCAAGAAGAGAAUGUUGCUCUACAUUGGUCUGCAUAUUCUGGAAAUGUUGACAUUUCUCAAUUAUUUCUGGAUGUUGGUUGUGAACUUGGAGCUGCUAAUAUUCGUGGAGAUACUCCAUUGCAUAUUUCAGCACGUCAGAGCAAUUAUGAAUGUGUUGUCUUGUUUCUUGCUCGUGGAGCUGAUACAAAAGUAAAGAAUUNUUACUGCUGUGCAGAUCAACAAUCCCAAACAUGGAUGGCUCUAAGUAUGAACAGUUCUUCAAAGUGUCCAAAGAAAAUUGAAACAAUUUUUCACAGAGAUAUAUCUCGAGGAAGAGAUGUUACACCUAUUCAGUGUCUUAAUGAAGUAGAUAAUACAUCAACUCCAGACAAUUUUAUUUAUAUCAUCGAUAACUGUGAGACAGAUUAUGUAAAUAUUGAUAGGACAAUAACAUCUCUUCAGAGUUGUCGUUGUAAUAACAACUGUAGAUACCCAAGUUGUACCUGUGCCGCACUUAGCUUCAAAUGUUGGUAUGAUGAUAAAGGGCAUCUUUUACCUGAAUUCAACAUGGCUGAUCCUCCAAUGAUCUUUGAAUGUAAUUCAGCUUGUCUGUGUUGGAAAGAUUGUAGUAGUAGAGUUGUUCAGUAUGGAAUAAGAUGCCAUCUACAAGUAUUCCGAACAAAAAAUACCGGAUGGGGUGUAAGAACGCUACAAGAUAUACCCAAGGGAACAUUUGUGUGCGAAUAUAUAGGAGAAUAUGUGAGUGAAGCUGAAGCAGAAAAAAGAGAAGACGACUCUUUUAUGUUUGAAUUGGACAACAGAGAUGAUUCAAGUUAUUGCAUCGAUGCAAAAUAUUUUGGUAAUGUUGGUCGAUUUAUCAAUCAUUUAUGCGAAGCCAACUUAUGUCCAGUGAAAGUUUUUAUAGAACAUCAAGAUCUUAAUUUUCCAAGAAUAGCAUUUUUCACUACAAGAUCCAUAAAAGCUCAUGAAGAAUUAGGGUUUGAUUAUGGGCCAAAGUAUUGGUCUAUGAAACAUAAGCGUGGCCAGUAUUGUCUCUGUGAUUCUGAAAAGUGUAGAUAUAACAAAAAUACAAUUGAAACUACAUUAAAUGAAUUGCUGCAUAAUUCUGAAGAAGAAGGAGUGUUACAUUCUUGAAGCCUACAACAAAUGAACACAAUGAACAACUAUGUGAAAGAAUCACUGCCAAACCAAACAGAGCAGGCCAAUAACAAGAAGCGCAGUAAUUUUCAACUGGGAAUGAAAGGUCUUUCUUCUAAUAAUUUCCAUUUUAUCAAUAUGGUGGCAAGAGAUUGUUGAAGAUUACUAUAUACUAUCACAAAUAGUUUCAUCAUUGACUCAAUACAAGAAAAAGCAUGAGUUAAAAGAUUUCAUGAUGGAUUGUAAAAUAUAACUCUUCCAAAAAUAUUUUAUUACAAUUAUAAAUUAAUUUGUAGUUUCUGCCAAACAUAUCAUUAAUUUUAUGGACAGUCAAACAUUUGCGUGGCAGCGAGGAAUCCAUUUGAAAAGAUUAUGAAUUACUCAAAUUUCAUUUUGUGUGAUAAUUAUGUUCUUCCCAUAUAAUUUUAUUUAAUACAUAUUUGUAAGUUUAUAUAUAAUUUUUUUCAAAAUAUUUGUGAAUACAAUCAUGCAAGUAAUUUUCAAAAAUGUAGAUAACAUUGCCCAUGAAUUUUCUAAUCAUUAUUAUUUACAAUGUGAAACAAAUGGUGACAAAGAGUUUUUCCUAUAGAAAGGAACGGCACAAAUGAAUUGAUUUGCAAAAGAUUUUACAAUUUUUAUCCAAAACUCUAAGAUUUAUUACUUAAAUAUAUAUAAUUGCUCAUAUAUUUAAUCAUUGUGGUAUGUUUUAAUACAUUAAAAUAAAAUAUUGUGGAGAAGCUUGCUGGAUUUUUAUUAUAAGUGUUUCGGUCUGUCUGCGACUAAAAUGGGAACAUCGGAACAGAUUAAAAAGUCGAAGGUAGUUAGAAAUUUUGUAUCAAAAUUCAUUCAUCAACUCAGUUUAUUGUCUUCUGAAAUCAUGCAAAUUUUAAUUUAUUCAAUUAAUCUUUGAUUGGUAAAUUAAAUAUAAUUUAGUUAGCACUUUAAUCUGUGAAAUAAAUCUUGUUGUUGAAUAUAUUUAAGAAACAUUUAUAAUUAAUGUACUUUAUGUAUGUUCUCUUAUAAAGAUUGUCAUAUAUUUGUACUGGAUAUCUGUACAUUUUACUAAGAUUCAAGACAAUAUAACAAGAUGUUCGGGAUAUUUAUUUUUGAGUCUGUGUAGAGGCGGAUACCUCAAAAAAGACUAAAAUCACUCUCCGUUGGCCACAUACGUAAAUAACGGGCACAAAUCGAACAUUUGGAUAAUUUAUUUCCUCCUAUAUGGCAAUAAAUAAAUUUUUUCAUUUUAUA